Molecule: messenger RNA, 2315 nt
Organism: Talaromyces proteolyticus
Lineage: Eukaryota; Fungi; Ascomycota; Eurotiomycetes; Eurotiales; Trichocomaceae
Product: RanGTP-binding protein-domain-containing protein
Exons: 5
Coding region: 143-2176 (677 amino acids)
Cellular component (GO): cytoplasm; nucleus
Molecular function (GO): GTPase regulator activity
Source: RefSeq, a predicted model, not a curated record
GUAGUAGUCACUAAUCAGAGUGGCGGAUAUCAGCUAUCGAUAAACGCCAACCUUCUCUGUUAUCCCUCUUCCCCCCUAAACACUCGGUUGUUUACACCACAGCACAAUAUCUGGCCGAGAAUACUGGCUGGGACAUUGCAAGAUGGAGGUGUUCCUUUCAAAGGUCACCGGCCAGGCCAUGAACUUUGCCAUCAGGUCUGGCAUCAGUAUCACAGCAACAUAUGCAAUUAAUCAAUCCUCAAGGCUACUCAAGAAUGUCAGUGGCGCGGACAGAGCCGAACUGCUUGCUCUGCAGGAGCGCCUCCAAAGUAAAAUCAGGGUCAUCUCACCAGCAAUUGACAUGAUCGAGUUGAUCGCCGCGCGGGGGAAUACAUCUUUAGAAUCUGCUGUCUCUCUCACCAAGGCCCUCAGAUACGAUAUCCAGUCAUUAGCUAGCCGUUUAGAAAAAGCCGCCACUGCAGAAGAACUAGCUCGAAAAGGAGCAAUUUCGUCAGCAGCACGAUCUAUGAAUGAGGCUGAAAUCAAGCUCAUCAUCCGAGAGAUCAAACGGAUACUGAACCGGAUCGAAGAUGCCGUGCCGUUGAUGAAUCUCGCGAUUACUACAUCCGGGGCAAGUUUGUCGACAACAUUGCCGUCAACAAUCUCGCCAUCGCGUUUACUGCAAGCUAGCACUUUCCUUACGGCUUGCGACACACAGUACUCAAUGACUCCUGCCACAGCAGUCCAAGUUGGUCCGACUUUUACGCUGUCCGUUUAUAUGCUAUUUAGUGGGCAUAUUAGGCCUCAUGAUGAGGAAAGCGUCCGAGAAACAACGUGGAAAGAGGUGAUGCACAAAGCACGUGUAAAAAUAAGACGAGUUCCACUGGAUGUGUUUAUCGAUACCUCAGACAGCCAGACUCGCAGGUCUCAUCUGCCGGCUACAGCAAGAGCGGAUGAAUUUGCAUAUCAGAUUUUAAUUGUGGAAGACCUUGAUGAUGAUAGAGUUCACAGCUUCGACGAUGGUGCAGUGCGUCCGGGUCCCUAUGAAGGUAUCCACCUUGCUGGCAUCCGAGAAAUCAUUCCAAUCCACCAAAUAUCCAAAAUAUUCUACGCAGAUACCGGCAAAGUGCUCAAUAUCGGAAGUGAAGGGGAGACAAAUAAUCCCGUGUUGUUGUUGAAAAGAGAUAUUAAUGCUAUACCCCCACGUCGCAUGGUUGAGAGAGACGAAACAUAUUAUACUGAUCCAGAACUACCCAUCCACAAAGACGAAGAACAGGAUGAGCUUCAAUCCCAGCUCGAUGCCCAAUUGAAUAACGGAGCAGACAACGCAACCGAACAAGGCUAUUGCGAAUCGCUAUCAGACCGACAGAUACCGGACGCUUGGAAGCUCCCCCCGGGCCUAGAUCCAGAAUGGGUUGCCUUUGAGGUCUAUCAUGAGGAACAGGAAGACGACGAUGAAGAUGAAACCGAAGCUGAAGACGAAGCAGACACCAACACUACCAUUAAUCCGAAACGCAUGGCCAACCUCACCAUCAACGACAAGGAGAAACCACCCUCCUCCCCCUCACAGUCUCAACAAGUAUCCUUCUCCUCAGUGCAGGAAAUAUCCACGUCCACCACAUUCAAUCCCCUAUUCAACAACAUCCGCACAUCGCUUUCCCUCCUCGAAACACUCCUCCGCCUCACCUCUCUCCAACAAUUCCAACAACAAUCCCACCUCUCCAUCACCGACGAGCUCCUCAAUUUCUUCCUCGAAGAAUCUUCCAGCACCGGCGCCGGCGGCGACGAGUAUCACCGGCAACGCCUCCGCGCCGAGGCACGGCGGAAAGUAGGCUGGGAUCCGUAUGACGAGUCACCACUCAAGCGGCGCGGCGAAGACUACCAAUACCAAUACACCGACGAAGGGCACUGGACGCCGACCGGAACACCAGCGCGGUAUGGGUAUCGAGAGUCCAGCGUCGAUCCCGUAUCACCUAAUGAGCCGAAUCAGAUACGAUCUUCUCGAUACCAGACGCCGGAAUCAUCCCCAGGUCUGCCGAGACAGUCGGCCCGUCCGCCGCUACUGGCAGGGGAGCGAAAGGUUGUGUCCUUCAAGGGAUCGCCAUUGUCGAAACGUCCAACGACGGCGAAUACGGACGAGGGGCUUGGAACGAGUCCUGGAACGGGGGGUGAGUCGCGAGGUCAAAGCGCGUCAUAGAAAUGGGAAGUGAUGAUUUGGGACAAGACUUAUAGACUUGAAUUGACAGCGUUCAGCGUAUUCAGAUACCACUGGUAAAACGAUCAGGUUACUAAGCGCAUGUGCGGUUCAGCGUCAUUACACCAUAGUAUAUUCUUAU